This is a messenger RNA of Paramormyrops kingsleyae, 7489 nucleotides long. Lineage: Eukaryota; Metazoa; Chordata; Actinopteri; Osteoglossiformes; Mormyridae. The record is from RefSeq and is a predicted model, not a curated record.
GAAAGUCCAUUUAGCCCAGACUACCUUAAAUCUGACAACUUAUCCGGCUAACCAAGAAAUCCUGCUUCCUGAAACAGGCCCCUGGUGAGAACCCUUUCGGUGUUAUUGUGAUCGAAGGUUGUUUGUGUGGCUUAGCUGAUCCACCCCCACUUCCUAAGGUGCUGACGAACUUUUAUUGGGGUUUGAUCGGAAGUUCUCUUUCCAGCUCGGCCUCUGUCAUCCUUUUGUCACCUACUUAAUCUGCUGGCGUGGUGGUGCAGUGAUUAGCAGUGGAGUGUGGUUUGAGUCUCCGCUGUGACUCCAUGCAUUUGGAGUUUGCAUGUUCUCCCCGUGCCGUUGUGGAGUUUCCACUGGGUUCUCCAGUGUUCCUGCCACAGUCCAAAAACAUGCUAAGGUGAAUUGGAGCUGCCAAAUUGCAUGUGUGUCCUGCGAUGGGUCGCCACACCUGUCCUGGGUUAUAAUCUGCUUUGCACCUGUAGCUACUGUGAUCAGGGCCCCUGCAGCCCUGCAUAGGAUCAGUGAGCAUAGAAAACGGAUGAAUGCUGAUGUGCCGCUAUUGACCCAAACCACAAGAUGCUUGUCCUCUCUCUUUGGUUAUUAUUAAAUGGGGAAAAUGCUGCCGUGUGAUUGCGCUUUUGGGAAGGAUAAAAAGUUUUCCGCUUUCCAGGUGAGCACACUUGUUAACAUUAAGCCGGUUGGAGGUGUUUGUCUCCCCCUCUGGCAAACAGGAGAAUAUGUAGCUUAGUGUGUUUUGUAAUGUUUGGGUGACAAUUUGUAAAAACAUCCAUUAUGCAAUUAAAUUACUGAUAAGAUAACCUGAGCAUAAUGUUUCUUUUUAGAAAAUUUAAGAAAUCUGUGAAAAUACCAGUCCAUAAAAAUUAGUUUGCUGUUCAGUGGGGACGCUGCCUGCUGCUGUUCUUGUGUUGAACAAUACAGUUGAAUACAGUGGCAUGUAUGGCUGAAGCUAAUUGGUAGCUGAGGUUGGUAAUGCUAUAUGUGAGCGCUAGGCUAAUGCUAGGAGUUUAUAAUGCAUCUUCUCUGGGAGCAACUCUGCUCUGAUGUUUCCAACUCUGUUUGCCUACUGCUGCUAAGAAUGAAAUCCAGAUAUCAAUGUACUGGCAUAUGUGACCUUUAAUCUUUACAAUUUGAAAAGCGUGGCUCACUUAACUAUGUGCAUCACAUCCUUUCUGGGCUUUAACUUAGCUGGAUUAACUGAUCAUUAAUUAAUAAGGCUCGCUUUUGCCUGUUUGGUGCACUGGAGGGGAAGCCUUGCCUUUCUCAUGGCUGUAUCAGUCUUCAUGUUGACUGUGUUCUUAACUUCCUUUCCCAGCAGUGGUGCCUGGCCCAGGGACUGGGACUCGCCCCAGUGGGACAGGAAGCUGCAUCACUGGAGCCUCCCCCCACCCCACAAUUCACUUGACCACAAUUGCUCUUGCAUCUACUCAACCCCCCCCCUUUUCGGUAGCCAUGUCGCGGGAGCAGUUCAACAUCGGGGAUGUCCUCCCUCUUCUGGAAUCCUCAGACUUGCACGAACUUGAUGAGAUCAAGAGUUUAAUUAACGAGCACCUCAGCACAGAUCGUGGCUCUGUGCUCCUGAACAGCCUGGUCGAUUACUACCUAGAAACGGGUUCCCCUCAGACCCAGCACAUCCUGUCCUCUGUGAGGGAACCACACGACAAGCAUCUUCUGGAAAAGAUAAAUGAAUGCAUGAACAAGCAGGCAUGCCGCCUUCACGCACUCACCCUGCUGGGACACAUCAUCCGCAAGCAGCCUCCCUGGAUCCACAAGAUUGCGCGCUUCCCUCUUUUCUCCUCGCUCCUGAAAUGCCUGAAGACGGACUCCAAUAUCGUAGUGCUUAUAACCGGGGUCCUGGUGUUGAUCACCCUGCUGCCCAUAGUCCCGCAGGUCGGCAAACAGCAUCUUUGCGAGUUCUUCGACAUCUUCGGCCGCCUGGCAGCCUGGAGUCCGAAAAAUCAAGGUCACGUGACAGACGUUUAUCUGAUCCACCUGCAUGCCAGCGUCUACUCGCUUCUUCACCGGCUCUAUGGCAUGUUCCCCUGCAACUUCGUCUCCUACCUGCGCUCUCACUACAGUAUGAAGGAGAACAUGGACACAUUCGAGGAGGUGGUCAAGCCCAUGCUGGAACACGUGCGGAUACACCCGGAAUUAGUGACUGGAACCAAGGACCAUGAGCUCGACCCCACAAGGUGGAAGCGGUUCGAGGUCCAUGACAUCGUCAUCGAGUGCGCCAAGGUGUCCCUGGACCCUAAGGAGGCUUCUUGUGAGGAGGGCUACGUGAACAUUCCAGAGCGCAGUCACCCUCCCUUGAAGCUUCGUUACCUGGACUGCACCACCAGCCCCUACUCUGACCUCCACACCAGCUUCGGAAGCUCUUCCUCAACUUCUUUUUCUGCCCUACGCCAACCCCUCCCACUACCCCUGACCUUACCGUUCCAUCAAAGCCCCCAGAGCUCCCGUCGGCAGAAUGGUGAUGUCGGCACCUCUGGAGGGAAGGACCUCAUCUGGAGCCCCUCCUCCGUGUGCGGCAUGACCACGCCCCCAUCAUCCCGCGGCAUUUCUCCUACGAACGUCACUGACCUGUCCCAGAGUGCCUCCUACCUUCAGGGCCGUGUGCACGGCAUGCUGGCAGGUGGCAAACGCACCCCUUGCUCCAGUACCCCGGGUACCUCCUCUUCAACGCCAACGCUCUCUGAUGAGUUUAUACACAUUUCUCUGGCACCCAGUGUAGCGGAGCCACCAAACAAGGAUGGGCGAGCCUUGGAGCACCCCAGACCCAGCCUGGUGAGACAAGAGCCUGUCAAAGAGACGGAGAAAAGCAGGCCUGAGAUGGCGCCACCCAGAGAUGGCUCCACAGAGAGCAUGAAGACGAUGACCCUGCCGGAGCUGUCCUUGUUCAUCAAGAAGCAGGAGCUGGAGCUGCGAGAGCGCACGGAGAAGGAGCGAGAAGAGGACGCCAUCACGGAGGAACUGCAGAAGAUAACAGCAGAGCAGUGCGAGCCGCCCGUCCUCCGGGGCGUCGACUCCCCUUUCUACCGCACUACAGAAAUGCUGACUGGCAUCAGGGAGAAGCCGCAGGUUCCGGUGCUGCCCGGCCUCCCCGCCGAGCUCCGGCACGCCGCCUCCACCCCAGACCGGCCCGAUGGGCCCCCCCAGCCCUCUGAGCGUCACGUGCCUUGGUCCUUCACCCCCAUCGACCGCUCCCUUCCUGGCCACACCCCCCACAGCCCAUUGGUCCCUGAUGAGGAGGCGGUGGGCCUGUUGUCCCCCAGUCCAUGCCGGGGGGGUGCCGUCCCGGCCUACGAGAGCCUGUUUGACCUGGCUCUUCCCAGGGCCGCCCUUGUGUAUGUGGCCAAGAGGACAUCGGAGGCCCAGAGGGUAGCUGGAGGGGAGGUGGAGCCGGAGGAGAAAGAGGGGGAGGGUGUGGCAGCCACGUCGCCCCUGGAGGUCCUGGACCGGCUCAUCCAGCAGGGCAGCGACGCCCAUGACAAGGUGCUCAGGAGACUACCUUUGCCAAGCAAGUCAGCUGACUGGACGCACUUUGGAGGCUCCGCCCCCCUGGACGAGCUGCACACGCUGCGCAGUCAGCUGAUCCUGCUGCACAGCCAGCUGCUGUACGAGCGCUACAAGCGGGAGCAGCACGCCGUCCGCAACCGGCGCCUCCUGCGGCGGAUCAUCAACGCCACGGCGCUGGAGGAGCAAAAUAUCGCCAUGAAGGACCAGCUGAAGCUGCAGGACGUGGAGAUCCAGUCGCUGCAGGCGAGCCUGCAGGUGGAGCAGCAGCGCUACCAGCAGCUGUGGGAGGACCGGGAGUCGGUGGUGACGCGGCUGUACAGUCAGGUCCGGCAGCUGCAGCAGAGCCGCGACGAGCACUACGGCAGGCACCAGGAGCUGCAGACCAAGCUGCAGGAGUGUCAGAGGAGGACAGGUGAGCUGGAGGCCGAGCUGCAGAGGGCCAAUAAUCGGGUGUGCAACACGGGGCACCAGCUGAGCCAGCUGUCCGUCAAGCUGACAAACAGCGAGGCCCUGCGGCAACAGAUGGGCUUCCUGAAUAAACAGCUGCUACUCUUGGGGGAAGUCAACAAGUUUUGUGUGAAGGAGUUGCAGCACUUGGGCCCUGACACAAGAAAGGAGGCAGAGAUGCUGCGCGCGUCAACAAGGAAGGAGAUCGACAAGCUGCAGCAGAGCAUGCUGCAGCAGAGCCAGCGGCUGGAGGCCGCGCAGCAGCGCAUCGGGGAUCUGGAGGUGCAGCUGACCAAGAAGGAGCACCUCAUUGUAGAGCAGAAGCUGUUCCUGGAGGAUGUCAAGAGCCAGGCCAAAGGGCAGCUGCAGGCCUCGGAAAAUAGGUACCAGGCCCAAAAGCAAGUCUCCCAGCUCCUACAGACAGAGCUCCUCCAGCUCUACGGACGACUGGAGACGAAAAGCCCUUCUGCUGGCAGCCUACCAGCAGAGGGCGGUGCUGAGCCUCUGGCAGCCACAGAAUUCAGUGAUGGCAUCCCAGUACCAACGGGUCAGGUGAAGGCAGGCACAAGGGCUGGGGCGUGUGGUCCCUUUGAGCCUCCAACAGACAAUGGUUGCACUUUAUCUCCUGGGAAGCCACAGUCCGGCAUGGCAGCGAGUCUAAACGGCAGCCUGGAGCCGCGGGCCCAGGCCCCGGGGCCUUCCCCGUCCCACCUGCCGUUCCUCACGCCUCUCCCCGGCAACACCCCGCUGACCGUGGGCUCCUACCCCAGUGCCAAGAGCUUCCUGGGGAUGCGGGCCAGAGAGCUGUUCCGCAACAAGAGCGAGAGCCAGUGUGACGGGGACCUACCGCCUCCAGCCUGCAUCCCCCAGGGUUCAAAGACUGAGAAGAGCGUGGAGCUCGUGGGGAACCCUGCCCCUUGCCCCGCAGUCAUCUCUGCCCUUCAGGGUACCGUGGCCACACAGGUUCUCGCACAGGCUGCUCCCAUAAAGGGGACCCAAGCAGACGGAGAACAGAAGGCCAGCAUCCAGGAUGUACCCAGGCUCGGCGGGACGUGGCAGAGGCAGCAGCAGCUACGAAUCAUGGACUACAACGAAACACAUCACUAGCGCGGCUGGAGAAACGAGAUGGGGGUGGUUAACUGAACUGUGCGUGAGUGAGAGAGUGAAUGGGGGGGGGGGGGGGAGGUGGGGGGGGGGGGGGGGGUAUGUAAGGAACUCCAGUACCUUUCCCAUUCCUGAAGUGGACAGCAGAAUACUGGCUGAGUCUAGGCCCUGAGAAAGCAAAAAGGUUGAAAAGGCAAAAAAAGCGGAUACAAAAAAACCUACCCGUCCCCCUUCACAUCCCACAUCCCUGCUUGAGCAUUGAGCCACGGUGCUACUUUAGAGCAGAGAAGCGCAUUAUUCCCCAGAAACGGGUGUCUGAAGCGGGGUGCUUUACCAUUUAUCUCACAUUAACAAUGGAUAGAUUAAGUAUUCCACAUUUUCAUGAAAAGCUUGAAUUAGGGCACACGAAAUGGGACAAAAGCGGUGAAAUCGAAAUUCGAAGUAAGAUUUUCUUUUUUUAUUCAAGACGACUGUUUGCAGCAAAAGUGGUCAAGAAAAUGAGAAACAAGCUGGUGUUGCUUCUCUUAGGAGUCAGGAUCACACGUGUGGUUGCGUGAUUUGUGUCCAAGUUACGAUAAAUCAAAGCUCUGAACUCAGAGGUGCUCUUUUAUGAUAAGUAAACAAUUUAAAAACCUAUUUAUUUUUGCACUAUUGUCAUCUCGUUGCAACAUUUUUCCUAAUGCUUUAUGACAGGGCUUUUCUGCAGGGAUUACAAGAACAAGUCACAAGUGCAAUGUCUUUCAUAAACACUUUGCAGUAAACAGUAGAGACGGAACGUUUUAAAAAAUUAAUUCAAUGGAAGGUGGGCUGGGGGGCUUUCUCUCUGAACAUUAGGAACCAUGUUUAAUAUCAAAAUAAGAGCCCUUUGAGUUGUUUAAGUCAGCUGGUCAUGCUCCUAAAAGCUCGUGCCUCUUAUUUUGUCAUAUAUAUGAAGGCCAGAUUGUCAUCAGUUUUUUUUUUUUUUCCUCCCUGAAUUUAUUGGCUUUGUAGGGGCUCAUAUUAAUGACGAGAGGCACGUAAGUUGCAGAAAACAGAUUUUGCAGUUACUGAUAAAGUAAAUGAAAUUAAGUCCCAUCUGGAAUUCCAGGCUAAUGAUUAACAAUAGGCAUCUAGUUUUCACCAGUAAGGUCAGAGUGCCAGUCUGUGAUUAAAUCUUAAAAACAGUUCAGAUUGCAUUGCUGGCAGCUUUAUCUGGGAAUAUCUAUAAACAGUCAUUGCACUAAACUCUUGCAGUAUAUUUUUCUGUUGAUGAUGAACCAGUUUACCAGAUCAUUUAUAAUGACUGAUAAAUAUUGUGAGCCCCACAUGUUGAAACAAUCAGGCUUAUUAUUGUGUGUCAGACUGCUCCAGCUGCCCACCACGUUCCCCAUGCCUCUCCAGUUCUAUAUACACGUGUGCGGAACUGGGAGGGAUCUUUUGGAAUCUUUGUCCCUCCCCCCCAAACAAAUAAUAGACUGUUGUCUCACAACAUAUCAGUUUGGAGUAAGGGCCCAAAAUUCAGGAUAUCUUUUCUUUCUUUGGAUAGCAUUUCUUCUUUGGUCUUAUUGAAAGCUGCAGGAUGUGUAAUUGGGAAGGUUUUAGCUGAAUGCCAUACCGCUGGAAACCGGUGUUUCUACUUGAUUCUGAGGCUCCACCACUGUUAGUCUGACUGAUGAUGAUCCUGAUUCAGUAUUUCAAGGAUGUUUUUUCUUCAUUCUUUGUAAGAAAACUUAAAUGUUCCUAUAGGCGCUGGCUGGUUACCAGGAUGAAAAGAUUCUCCCCUAUCAUUUGUGGUUUUUGUCCAUAAUGGCACAGCUCAACUUCAACAAUUCAAAACCCACCACUUAAAAAUAUGUCUAUGAACCUUGUGGAGAAAGCACCCCUUUACACCUUACAUGCCUGAAUCUUGAACUGCCAUGUAUUAAAUAUCCAGUCAUCUUCUGAUUUUAGCCCACAAUGAAGCGUCACUCUCCGCUUAUCUGGAAGGUGAGUAUGAUGCCAAAAUGUAUUAAUACUGACCAAAAUCUAUGCCCUCUUCAACCGAACUUUUUUCCAACAAAUAUGUAGUGGUCAUCGACAGAGUAUUUUUUUUCUUCAACAAAAUGUAAUGUUAAAAGGUAUUUGUGUUUAAAAUGACAGUAUUCCAUAAUUGCUAGGUUCAGAACUCAGAUUUUCAUUCUUAAUCCUGUUGUCCACUGAAAGUUUGCUGUUGCUCUGUCUGCUUUGCUACUAUAUGCAUGUACAACAAUCCACUUUCAAUGCCAAUACAACUAUGAUGAACCCAGGGGGCUGUGGUUUGGUACAAUCUGUCAAAAACUGAACUGGGGAUGAAAUGGAAAUUCCAUUGUAAGAGAAACUUCUGAAAAUUCUCAAAAGCAGUUGCUUGUGUUUAACUGUGAACAAUUAAAAAUAAUUUUAAAAUAGU